GCUGGAAUCCAGGGAGCUCCAGCACCGACCGACCCGUGCUCUCCUCCCCUAGCCAUGUGCUCAUUUCCUCCAUCCCACAAGAACCACUUGGUCCCUCUCCCACUGCCCACCCUGGACCCUGGAGAUGGGAGUCCUGUGCAGUACACUCUGUCCCCUCCCCCAACUGCCUCUUCCCGCUGAAAUCCUCCUUUCCUGGCAGCCCCGGGAGGCUCAGAUCUCAUCCACUACCACUCCCCCAUGAGAAUCAGGCCACUACUUCCUGGAUUAUCCUAAAAGCUUCUGAGGCCGUGAGGACUUGGCAACAUCCUGCCUAUCCCCCCACCUCCCUCUUGGGCUCUGACUGUCGCCUCCUGUAUAAAGCCUGGCUCUCCCGUCACCACUCUUGCCCCUCACUGCUGCUGCCAGUUCUGAGCUCCAUGGACCGGUCCCACCUGAGGUGCCCCUGACCGUCCCUACCCUCACCCCACCCCGGAUCCCGGCAAUGCUAACCGCUGUCUGUGGCUCUCUGGGCAGCCAGCACACCGAAGCGCCUCACGCGUCACCGCCGCGCCUCGACCUGCAGCCUCUCCAGACAUACCAGGGUCACACGAGCCCGGAAGCCGGGGACUACCCCUCCCCGCUGCAGCCGGGAGAGCUGCAGAGCCUCCCGCUGGGCCCGGAGGUAGACUUCUCACCGGGCUAUGAGUUGCCGGGGGCCUCCUCGCGGGUAACCUGCGAGGACCUGGAAAGUGACAGUCCCUUGGCCCCGGGACCGUUUUCCAAGCUCCUGCAGCCGGACAUGUCACACCACUACGAAUCGUGGUUCCGGCCGACUCACCCAGGCACCGAGGAUGGCUCGUGGUGGGACCUUCACCCCGGCACCAGCUGGAUGGACCUCCCCCAUACUCAGGGAGCGCUGACCUCACCUGGCCACCCGGGGGCGCUUCAGCCUGGUUUGGGCGGAUACGUCGGAGACCACCAGCUCUGCGCUCCGCCGCCCCACCCGCACCCGCACCACCUCCUCCCGGCCGCUGGUGGGCAGCACCUCCUGGGCCCACCCGACGGGGCCAAGGCCCUGGAAGCGGCGGCCCCGGAGUCCCAGGGGCUGGAUGCCAGCCUGGAUGCGGCGGCCCGACCCAAAGGCUCCCGGCGCUCAGUGCCCCGCAGCUCAGGGCAGACCGUGUGUCGCUGCCCCAACUGCCUGGAGGCGGAGCGACUCGGGGCUCCGUGCGGGCCCGAUGGGGGCAAGAAGAAGCAUUUGCACAACUGCCACAUCCCGGGCUGCGGGAAGGCGUACGCCAAGACGUCGCACCUGAAGGCGCACCUGCGGUGGCACAGCGGCGACCGGCCCUUCGUGUGCAACUGGCUCUUCUGCGGCAAGCGCUUCACGCGCUCCGACGAGCUGCAGCGCCACCUUCAGACCCACACGGGGACCAAGAAGUUCCCCUGUGCGGUGUGCAGCCGCGUCUUCAUGCGCAGCGACCACCUGGCCAAGCACAUGAAGACCCACGAAGGCGCCAAAGAGGAGGCGGCGGCGGCGGCCCAGGGCGAGGCCAAGGCCGGGGGCGUGGUGGAGCCGGCCGGGGGCAAAGGCAAACGGGAGGCUGAAGGCAGCUCGGCAUCCUCCAACUGAGCCCCGUGGGUGGCGCAUCCCUGCAGUUCUUUAUUGGGGAGGGGCGGCCUGAGUAAGAGGCGGGAGGUCGUUAUUUAUUGAUGGUGAGGGCUCAGGGCGAGGAACGCUAGGGGUUUGGUUUUGGUUUUGGUUUUUUUUUUUUUUUUUUUUUUAGUCUCUGGGGCUGAGUGGGAGGCUGUUUGACUAUUUAGGCUGCCAGGAGCUGAACGCGCCCCUCUUCCCUUUCUCACUGUUUCACCCUCCCCUGAGUCGCUGAAUAGUUGGGAUGGAGCACCCCUGCCGUGUGGAGGGGUUCGGCUGGUGGAGGUGGCACGUCCCAGGAGCUGAAGAAAAGCUCGGGGCGGCUCGGGGCGUUGGGGGUAGCUGCCUGGACACGUCUUCAGCUCCUGGGAACCCGGACAUAAAAGCGCCUCGGAGCCGCCCUUCGGCCUAAGUCCCUUUCAUCCCCCUUCUAGUGCUUCUCCCUCUAAAAUUUCCGGAGAGAGAGCAGAGGUGAGGUGGGGGAGCCUGGGGUGGUUCCCCGUAAGGGCUGUUUAUCUAGCUUGGAGGGUUGUUGCUAUAGAAAGAACUCCCUUCAAUGAAUUACUUAUAAAGCCUUCCCGAUCCAGCCUGUAGAGCCGGGAAGGGCACAGCUCCUUAGCCAAGAGCUGUGAGGGUGGGAAGGGAGGUCAGAGCUAGCCGGCGAAGAGGGACCCAGUAGGGCAAAAUGAAACAAAAUGAAAGAAGUUUGGCAGGAGGGGACGGCAGAACUAACCGAUCCUUCCCUUUAUAACUAAGUCAGUCCUUAACUCUUAGACCUUUUGAAAGAAAUCAAAUUCAAGAGUCUGCCUUCCCCUUCCAUUACCCUAGGUAGUUUUCUGAAGUCAACCGCCAGCUCUAGGGUUGACAUAGAUUUCCCCCCAACCCACCCCCCAAGUCCCUAUCCUUUGCUUUUUCUUUGGGGGUGGUAGGGAGAGGGAUCCUUCGGCUCUUUUGGGUUAUCCUAGCAGAGGCACUACAGUGGAAGACCCUGCCCCUGCCUGGACUCCCCUACCCCCCUCUUUUUUUUAGCUUGACCCUCAUGUUCCCUUCAGAGCUGUAGAGUUCUCCCUCUUCCAUCCCCAGGGAAGCAUCUUCCAUGAGAAGAGUCCUUCUCCACUGGAAGGGAUUCUAGGAAGCUGCCUCUGUGUCCCUUUCUUUAGAUGCUAGAGAUACAUUUGGGUUUUGAUCUUUGGGUGGGGAGGGUUAGACCUCUGCCUGGCAGACCGCAGGACCCUGGGGUUGGGGGCACUCUCAGGUUUGAGGAAGAGGCCUUGGGUCUCACCGACCUCUCUCUUGCUCUCUUCUCUCCACCCGGAACCCUCUGCAGGGAAUAGCUGUGUGUUGAUUUUUAAGUUAUAAGCAAAGGGUAUUUUAUUUAAUAAUUAGGGCAUGAGUGUGUAUGUGUGUGUUUGUCUGUCCCUGUACGUAUCUAUGUGUUUCUCUACUGAGCCUGGGGUCUCCUGAGACCCCAUCUUGUUCAGCCUGUCCGAGGUCUGGGGCCUAGACCCACAGCGUCUUUUCCUUCGUUGGCAACGCUGGAGUCCCGUCCAAGGAUUGGGAGCUGUAUGGGAAGUAGGGGCUGGGAUCUGGGUAGGAAUAUGUGUUUGUGUAGGAAGGCCUCCUCCUGAAAAGGGGCAAGGUGACUCCCUGUGGGACCUAGGGGCCUGAGGUAGUUUAAGAAUAAGGUUCUUUCUGUAUUCUCCAUCUUUCCCCGCCUCCUGUUAACCUAGCCAGAGGUCCCCUUUCUUACAAGCAGGGCCUAGGGCAAGAGCAAAGUUGACCAUGCCUGCAGGUUGCCUGGCUAGGUGUAGAGGGGAGAAAGGAGGGCACCGUGGGUGAGCGUGGGAUGCGUUCUCCACCCAUCGAAACCAGCCACCCUCUCCCUGUGCUACCAAGACAACCUCUUCCAGUGACCAUUCUUAGGGGAACUCCUAAACGGGUGUCUGUGGGGGCGCGCGUGGCUGGUUCCCCCUUCCAGAGGCCCCUAAUCCUGAGGCCUGCAGGUGGGGCUACGGAUAGGUUUUUGUCUGUCCUGCUCUUUAUCAGUCUAGGUUUCUCAGCUGCCCGCCCUUCCAGGCAGCUCCCCUAGAGGAAAAUGUAGGAAUUUUUAUUUUUCUUUAACUGCUGUGAACCCACUUGGGGGGCGGGGGAGGAGGCAGAAACAGCCUGUGUUUUUUUUUUUUUUUUAAUGCAACAAUAAAGUCAUCAACCAACCACACUCUGGCUUUAUUCCUCUUCCAGCUCAAUCUCGUAUUUUGACUCUGUUUCUCCGCAGUGAGGACUGGGUAGGGGGGAUCCUCGGGCAAGCGUCACCUCUAUCCAGUUGGCUGGGUCAGAGCUUGGACCUGAUCCUAUCCUUGAGGGGAUGAGGAAAGAAAGGCCGCCUCUGGGCCCGAUAGUCUCCGGUAUCCAUCCACAGAGAAGAGAAGUUUCAAGAUGUUCCCUUCUUCCACAUAUAAGGUCUUGCCUCCCCUAAGAUCCCCUCCCUUCCAAGUGUUGGCUCCCUCUCCCCACCCCCAUGGGAGCAUGCAUGUCAGCAGGUCCCUCUGGCUGUGAGUGAAGUGGGGGUGACUGACAGCGAUUUCUUCACCCAAGGUGAUCCCUAUCAGAGACGAGGCGAUGAAAGGCAGCCAAGAUAUCUGAUGGGCGUCUGCCCAGCUGGAAAGUAUGAGGGAAAGGUUGCUGCUACUACUCAAGGCUAGAAACCUGCCAGGGUUACGCAAACACCCAGUGCCCAGACGCACCCUCACGAGACUAUCUUUGGAGAGACUAGAAAUGCCUGUCCACAGUUGGUACCUAAGUCAUGUCAACUGGGUGAAAAAGCCUCGUGACCCCAGAGGCCCGGUGCUUUGGGAGGUGAUGGGGGACCGGGUUUGGUUUUGUUUUUCUGUCUCUGUAGGACAAGGUUGGUCAUUGUGCUUUCUCCUUCCCAAAGUACCUUUUACUUUUUAUCCCCCCCCCCAAUGUAUUGUUUUUCCCUCAUGGGAUUCUCAUCUCCUACAAACCUUAACCCGACUUUCCAGCAACGUCUGAGAUCGGCUCUCAGAUCGACCCGCUCUAACUAAGAGAUUUGGGGGGGCCUCAGAGUUUAAGGGAACCUUGGGAAAAGUCAUCAGGAUGAUUUAAGGGCUGUAGAGGAAAUCAGAUUGGUGUGUGUGUGAGAGAGAGAGAGAGACGGGGAGAGGACGUGCACAUCUGUUUCCAUCUGUUGCUGGAUUUAGUGUCUCAGAGCCUUGUUCACCUAUGACCUCCUGCCUGAGGCUCUCCUGCGGGGCACCUCUUUGGUCUUCCUGGUUCUGGGGAAAUUAGACCCCCAGAAACCUAGUGAGUCCCUCCUUUUCCCCCUAUCUGCCCCCAGGGACAGGAGGGCAGCUGUAGGGCCGGCUGGGCUUGUCUGGGCAGGACCAGGGCCCUCCCUCCUCCCCUUGCAACUCCUCCAGCUGACCUGCAUUCUUAGCAGGGACCUUUGGUGGGGCUCUGAUGCUUGCCUGAUCCUCUGCAAUGCUGCCUGGCUGGCCUGGGCCCCCCCCCCAAGGAACCCAGGGUCACCUCUGACCCCUCAGAAAUGGCACCCCAGCAGGCUCAUAUUGUACUGGGGAGUCUGGGAGGGAGGGGAAUCGUCAUGUUUGGAUUGACCCUCUGGACGACCUCUCUGAGUCUUCUCCUAACCGGAGAAGUGAAGUAGAAUGCCUCUAGGUUGGGUGAAAGAAGUCAAAAGUGGAAAUGUGACGGACGGCAGCGCGGCGUCGCUUGGAGGCGGUGCUGCCGAGGCGCUCUGGCUUCUCCGGCUCUUCCGUCUGCCUCCUUCACCUUCGGCCUGUCCCGCCCCCCAGCGGACAUCUGGGGAAGUGCAGAAGAGGAACCUGCUUUCCCCGCAGGGCGCCUUGACAGCCUGUGGGUAGGUACAGCCUCCACUGAGGUUUGAGGUGUAAUGGCAUCCAGUGGCAAGUUGGCCCCCUUCCUCCAAGACGCAUGGAAGCGGCUCUUAGGUCCGCAUUAAUGCUGUACUGCCUUAUGGAUGAGCUUACUAGCGAUGUAGGUUCAAAAAUAAUCUUAGAAACAAACUCCACCAAAUAACUGUUAGAACUAAUUAAAUAAUAAAAGGCACAGAACACGGUCAACAAUAAGAAAUAUUUCUUUCAAAAAUGCUGAUGUAUACGAAUAUACACAUGCCAAUACAUGUAUGUAUGUAUGUACACACAUGUGUGUCGUGCCCUUAGAGACUAGAAGAGGGUGUCAAACAUCCUGAAACUGGAGCUACAGAUACUGUAGUAUUUUGAAGAUUAGGAAGAAUGUCAGCUUCAUCCUGAUUUGAAUUCCAAAGAUGCAUUCCCAGUGAGGUCGAAUGAGUAGCCACAAGCCAGGAACCAUAAGGAUAAUUUAAGUUACUUAACUGUAUUGUUUGUUUUAUUUUUCUAAAGAUUUAUUUUUAUUUAGUAAUUAGGAGUAUGUGCACUUGACUGUUGGUGCUCACUGAGGCCAGAAGAGGGCGUUGGACCCGCUGGAGUUACAGGCAAUGUAAACUACCUGUUCCAGGAGCUGUGGGCCCAACUCUGGUCCUCUCUGCAAGAGCAGCAAGUGCUCUUAACCAAUGAGCUGUCCCUCCAGAUCUUGAAAAAUAUUUCCAGCCAGGCAGCAGUGACACACGCCUUUAGUCUCAGCACUUGGGAGGCAGAAGCAGGUGGAUUUCUGAGUUUCAGGCCAGCCUGGUCUACAGAGUGAGUUCAGGACAGCCAGGGCUACACAGAGAAACCCUGUCUUGAUAAACAGAGAGAGAGAAAGAGAGAAAGAUUACUAAUACUAACCUCAAAAUAUUCAAAAUGGGGAAUCAGAAAGCAAUGCCUUUUACAAUAGCCUCCCCCCCCCAAAAAAAAAAAGUACUAAGAAAGCAAAGAGCAGGGAAAUCUGAACACUGAAAAACAAAUUUAUUUUGACUCAAAGAUUCCUGCCCAGGCUGACAUUAAACUCCCUAUGUAACUGAGGAUACCCACAAACUUCUGAGCCUUCUGCCUCCUGGAAUUCCAGGUGCCCUCCACCAUGCCCAGUCUAUGCAAUGCCUCGCUUUGAAUUCAGGGCUCAUACAUGCCAGGCUAGCCCUCUGUCAACUGAGUUACAACCCCAGCCCACAUACAGAAAAUUUUAUUUAAAAAAAAUCACAGAAUGUGUGCACACACAUGCCUCUGUAUGUAUGUACUGCAAGAAUUAAGAUGGCUAAGUAUAGGGCUGGAGAGAUGGCUCAGAGGUUAAGAGCACUGCUUGCUCUCCCAGAGGUCCUGAGUUCAAUUCCCAGCACCCACAUGGUGGCUCACAACCAUCUAUAAUAAAAUCUGGUGCCCUCUUCUCCCAUUCAGGUGUACGUGCAGGCAAAACAUUGUAUACACAAUAAAAUAAAUAAAUAUUUAAAAAAAGAUGGCUAAGUAUUACAGACUCCAUGUGAUCCCUAGAAGUAAUUCCUAGAGGUCAUGGGCACAUACCUGUAGGAGAUGCAUUUUCUUCAGUGUCGGCUGAAGAGAUGAUUCAUAGAGAACAAAUGGACUGAAAAACCCGAAAGCAUUUAAAGUCUGAAUUCAGCUCCACACUGUAUGUCCCUCUUAGCCCACGUUUCUCCUUUGCUGUCUCAUUUUCAUUGUAAGCAGAAGGCAGAAGUGUUACAUUUUUUGUGUUUUGUUUUUUUUUUUUUUUUUGCAACUGAAAUUUCUAAAUCUCCUUUCCAGUUUAUCUUUCUAUACUCUUAAGCACUUAAGGGGCAGACCAGAACUUGAGUUUUUGGAGACAGACUGAUUUUGCUUACGUCUCCUUGUGACGUGGGGGGAGGGGCACAUGGAGGCCGGGGAGAUGGCUCAGUCAGUUAAGGGUUCGGACAAUAAGGUGCCUGAGUUCUAGGUCCAGCACCUCAUGAAUUUACAACCCCAGCCCUGGCAGGCGGAGACAGGAGGCCCCCUGGGUUGGCGGGCCAGGCAGUGUAACAAAAACAGCAAGAUACAGGCUUAACAAGAGGCCGUGCUCAAAAAAAUAAGGUGGAGGAAAACUCCCAGCGUUGACCUCUAGUCCGCACAAGCAUGCACAUACGUGCUCCUGAUCCUAAGAUACGACAUCUAAGGUUGAAAAUUAAGGAGCCAGAGAGACCGUUCAGCAGUUAGAGGGGACACGGAUCUUGCAGAGCACCCGAGUUUGCUCUCUAGCGUCAUGUCAGGUGGCUCACAACCACCCGUAAUUCCAGCUUCAAGGGAUGGAACACCCUUUUCUGGCUUCCACAGGCACAUGCACUCUCAUACAUGGACCCACACCCCCCCAACACACACAUAAUUACAAAAUUAAGGAAUUUAUUUUAUGUGUAUAGAUGUUUUGCCCCUAUGUGCAUCUGUGUACCACAUAUGUGCCUGGUGUCCACGGAGGCCAGAAGAGAGCAUCGGAUCCCCUGAAACUGGAAUUACAGACGGCCGUGAGCCACUGUACGGGUGCUGGGAAUCGAACCCAAGUUCUCUUCAAGACCAGCCAGUGCUCUCAGACACUGAGCUAUCUCUCUUGUACCUAAGAGGUCUUUGUUUGUUUGUUUGGUUGGUUGGUUGUUUUGAGACAGGGUUUUUUUUUCUCUCUCUCUCUUUUCUUUUUAAGACUUAUUUAUCUAUUAUGUAUACAGUAUCCUGCCUGCAUGUGUGUUUGCAGGCCAGAUCUCAUUAUAGAUGGUUAUGAGCCACCAUGUGGUGGCUGAGAAUUGAACUCAGGACCUUUAGGAAGAACAGUCAGUGCUCUUAACCUCCAAGCCAUCUCUCCAGCCCCGGUUUCUCUUUUGUAGUGCUGGCUGUCCUGGGACUUGCUCUGUAGACCAGGAUGGCCUUGAACUUACAGACAACCUCCAUCUCUGCCAGGCUAUUUCACUAAUUUUUAAAAGAUUUAUUUUUAUGCCAGGCAGUGAUGGUGCACGCCUUUAAUUCCAGUACCCAGAAGACAGAGGCAGGCAGAACCCUGAGUUCGAGGCCAGCCUGGUCUACAGAGCUAGCCAGGGCUACAGAGAAACCCUACCUCGGGAAAAAGAAAGAAAGAGAGAGAGAGAGAGAGAGAGAGAGAGAGAGAAGAAAGAAAAGAGGAAGAAAGAGAGAAAGAAAGAAAGAAAGAAAGAAAGAAAGAAAGGAAAGAGGAAGAAAGAGAGAAAGAAAGAAAGGAAGGAAGAAAGG
Molecule: messenger RNA, 8808 nt
Organism: Meriones unguiculatus (Mongolian gerbil)
Lineage: Eukaryota; Metazoa; Chordata; Mammalia; Rodentia; Muridae
Gene: Sp6
Product: Sp6 transcription factor
Exons: 2
Coding region: 482-1612 (376 amino acids)
Biological process (GO): regulation of transcription by RNA polymerase II
Molecular function (GO): DNA-binding transcription factor activity, RNA polymerase II-specific; RNA polymerase II cis-regulatory region sequence-specific DNA binding
Source: RefSeq, a predicted model, not a curated record